Bipolaris victoriae FI3 is the source of this 1650-nucleotide messenger RNA. RefSeq lists its product as hypothetical. Gene Ontology annotation, biological process: mitochondrial lysyl-tRNA aminoacylation. Gene Ontology annotation, molecular function: tRNA binding; ATP binding; lysine-tRNA ligase activity. The transcript has 3 exons. Gene Ontology annotation, cellular component: cytoplasm; mitochondrion. The record is from RefSeq and is a predicted model, not a curated record. Lineage: Eukaryota; Fungi; Ascomycota; Dothideomycetes; Pleosporales; Pleosporaceae. Bases 1 to 1650 code for a protein of 549 amino acids.
AUGAGCAAACCAGCCUUCAACUUCCUGCGUCCCUACCUCCAUGGAGCUAGUCGGUCUCUCAAGCCGCACCAUGCUCAAGCCUACAUCGCGCUCCAGAGACGCUUCGUGCAGAGCAUAGCCGCAGACACAUACACCGGCCCGCACGAUGUAGAGAAGCAGAAGAGGCUCGACCACCUGGCAAAAGUAAAGCCGUUGGGUGACUACCAUCCAAGACUGGUUUACUCGGCCGAUACCCAGAACUUGUCGGAUAUGCCACCACCCGUGAGCAAAAACAUUCCCGUUCUGACAGCGUCAGGAAGGGUACGCUCAGUGCGGCUGCUUAGCUCCAAGUUGAUGUUUCUUGAUAUCGAGCGCGAUACCCAGCGACUCCAAGUCAUGGUGGAACUGAAAAAGCUCGCGCCGCAGGACGGUCUUGACGAAAGCUUCAAGAGCUUCAAAAAAGUUGCUAGAAUCGGCGAUUGGAUUUCAAUCACCGGCAAUCCAACAAAGACCUCAACCGGGCAGCUUUCCAUCCUUGCCCUCCAAGUGCCCCAGGUCCUUGCCCCUUGCCUCCAUCACCUGCCCGAGAAGAUUGAAGAUGCCGAGACGCUCGCGCGACGGCCGCACAUCCAUGCCCUUACGAGCGACGACCCAGGUGACAUUCUUCGUCUGCGAGCACUCAUAUAUGACUAUGUCCGUACCUACUUUAUCGAGAGCGGCUUCAUGGAGGUCGAGACACCCAUAUUCGACGUCAACGCUGGGGGCGCCAUUGCCCGUCCCUUUGAAACUGUAGCCAAUGAGCUCUCCAACGUGCCAAUUCGACUGCGGAUAGCGCCAGAGCUAAAUCUGAAGCGCCUCAUCAUUGGAGGGCAAGACAAGAUUUUCGAAAUCGGGCGCGUCUUCAGAAAUGAGGGCGUGGAUAAUACACACAACCCCGAAUUCUCCACGUGCGAAUUCUACGAGGUUGGCGCCACAUUGCCCAUUGUCAUUGCCCGGACAGAGCAGUUGAUCCACGGUCUACACACCGCAAUCGAAUCACUGCGCUCAACGUAUUUUCCCACAUUGACAUCCCCAGAAAGCGUGGACUUUUCACAACCCUUUGCACAACUCCCCUUUGUUCCUACAAUUGAAGAAGCUAGUGGCCGCAAGCUGCCUGACCUCUCAUCACCCGAUGCCACGAACGAGGUGUUGCAGCUCUACAAAGAACUCGGCCUUGAUGUCCCACCAAACCCAACAUUACCGCGUCUACUUGACGGUCUAGCAGAAGCGUACAUUGAGCCACUUUGCCAGAACCCCACGUUCAUCACGCAGCACCCGGAAGCUCUUUCGCCGCUGUCCAAGUCGUAUGUGGAUGAAGCGACGGGCCAGCGUGUUGCUUCGCGCGUGGAGCUAUUUAUCCAUGGACGCGAAUACGUCAAUGCAUAUGAAGAAGAAAACUCGCCGUUUGAACAGCGGAGGAAGUUUAUGCAGCAGCUUGACUUCCAGGCCGAUGGACACGGAUCCAUUGACGAGAGCUACCUUGAAGCGCUUGAGUGGGGGAUGCCACCAACGGGAGGCUGGGGCUGUGGACUGGACAGGCUGGUCAUGCUGUUUGCGAACAAGAAGCGCAUUGCAGAUGUGUUGCCUUUUGGGACGCUGAGGAAUGUGGUUAGUAUGUCCAAGAUGAAGUGA